Molecule: messenger RNA, 2247 nt
Organism: Arachis ipaensis
Lineage: Eukaryota; Viridiplantae; Streptophyta; Magnoliopsida; Fabales; Fabaceae
Product: pre-mRNA-splicing factor ATP-dependent RNA helicase DEAH7-like
Cellular component (GO): intracellular anatomical structure
Molecular function (GO): ATP binding; RNA binding; helicase activity
Source: RefSeq, a predicted model, not a curated record
CGAAAAACAGUAGAAAGGGCUGCGUGCCGUCACCUUGGUCGCGAGGUCCAGUUGAUCAGUUGAAGCAAAAUGGCGUCGUCCUUCAAGUCUCUCUCUCCGAUUCCAACGUACUGAGCCCCAGUUCCCCCCUAAUAUUUUAAUAUCGAAGCUCACUUUCGUAUUUUCCCCUUAAUUGCUCUGAACUUCACAAUUAGGGAUUUUUUUAAUUCAUAAUUGAGCUUGGAGCUGCUCCUUAUCGAAAUCCAACUUGCAUCAUGGAGGACAAUUUUGAAAGUAAGGAGCCUUAUUUUGAGAGGGAUUCACGUAGUAGGUAUGGCCAUGAAUACAACAGAAAGAGGGAGCAUUAUUCUGAGAGGGAUUCACGUAGUAGAUAUGACCAUGAACGCGGUAGAAGUAAGGAGUCUUAUUCAGAAAGGGAUUCCCCUAGUAGGUAUGACCAUGAAUAUGGUAGAAAGCGAAGCAGAUAUGAGGGUUCCAAGAGAACACCUGGCAGGCCUGACUGGGAUGAUGGGCAAUGGGAAUGGGAAGAUACUCCUCGAAGGGACAGUGUCUCUAGUUCUAGACAUCAUCAACCUUCACCAUCCCCUAUGUUUCUUGGUGCCUCACCUGAUGCACGAUUGGUUUCUCCAUGGUUAGGAGGCAAGUAUGAGAUUACUGAAAGCAUGCACGCAGAGAUGGAAUAUGAUGCUGACCGGGCAUGGUAUGAUAGAGAGGAAGGUAGCACAAUGUUCGAUGGAGGAGAUAACUCAUCCCUUUUUCUUGGAGAUGAGGCUACCUUUCAAAAAAAAGAGGCUGAGCUUGCCAAAAGACUGACUAGAAGAGAUGGGACCAAGAUGUCCCUUGCUCAGAGCAAGAAAUUGUCUCAGCUCACAGCUGAUAAGGCUCAAUGGGAGGACAGACAACUGCUGAGAUCAGGAGCCGUUAGAGGUACAGAGGUUCAGACUGAGUUUGAUGAUGAGGAAGAACGCAAAGUUAUUCUUCUGGUGCAUGAUACAAAACCUCCAUUCCUUGAUGGCAGAGUUGUUUUUACUAAGCAGGCAGAGCCAAUUAUGCCAAUAAAAGAUCCAACAUCUGACAUGGCUAUAAUUUCUCGUAAAGGAUCUACUCUGGUCAGAGAAAUACGUGAGAAACAGAGUUCAAAUAAGUCUCGCCAACGUUUUUGGGAGCUUGCAGGCUCAAAACUUGGCGAUAUCUUAGGUGUUGAAAAGACAGCAGAACAGAUUGAUGCAGACACUGCUACAGUGGGUGAACAGGGUGAAAUAGAUUUUAAGGAAGAAGCUAAGUUUUCACAGCAUUUGAAAAAGGAAGAGGCUGUGAGUGAUUUUGCCAAGUCAAAGAGUAUUGCAGAGCAAAGGCAAUAUCUGCCCAUUUUUUCAGUGCGAGAUGACCUAUUACAGGUAAUUCGAGAAAAUCAGAUUGUGGUAGUGGUUGGAGAAACAGGCUCAGGAAAGACAACCCAAUUGACACAGUAUCUGCAUGAGGAUGGCUACACUAUAAAAGGUAUAGUAGGUUGCACCCAACCCAGGCGUGUGGCAGCUAUGAGUGUGGCCAAGAGAGUCAGUGAGGAGAUGGAGACAGAGCUGGGUGAGAAGGUUGGCUAUGCUAUACGGUUUGAGGAUGUGACUGGGCCAAAUACCAUUAUAAAGUACAUGACAGAUGGGGUUCUUCUACGAGAAACACUCAAAGACUCUGAUCUAGACAAGUAUCGGGUUAUUGUCAUGGAUGAAGCCCAUGAAAGAUCAUUAAACACGGAUGUUCUUUUUGGAAUAUUGAAGAAAGUUGUAGCUCGGCGUCGUGAUUUUAAGUUGAUUGUCACAUCAGCAACUCUGAAUGCACAGAAAUUUUCACAUUUCUUCGGAAGUGUGCCAAUUUAUCAUAUUCCUGGGAGAACAUUUCCUGUGACUACAUUAUGGAGUAAAACUCCAGUUGAAGAUUAUGUUGAAGGUGCAGUGCAGCAGGCCAUGAGGAUUCACAUUACUAGUCCUCCAGGUGACAUUCUUAUCUUCAUGACUGGCCAAGAUGAGAUUGAGGCAGCUUGCUACGCCCUUGCAGAAAGAAUGGAGCAGAUGGUCUCUUCUUCAAAGAAAGCAUUCCCUAAACUCUUGAUUCUACCCAUAUACUCUAGUUGAUCCUAACCACGAAGGAGUAUAUGCAAUGUGCUACAGCCGUGGAGCCCCAGUGGUUGGCUGAGCUUGGACCCAUGUUUUUCUCUGUUAAGGAGUCUGAUACAUCAUUGCUGGAGCAUAA